Molecule: messenger RNA, 1440 nt
Organism: Ostrea edulis (European flat oyster)
Lineage: Eukaryota; Metazoa; Mollusca; Bivalvia; Ostreida; Ostreidae
Exons: 3
Coding region: 40-1329 (429 amino acids)
Source: RefSeq, a predicted model, not a curated record
CGUCUAGGUCUGCUCAGCUACCGAUACAACGAUUUCAAGAUGAUCCGUACUGUUGCCCUUCUCUGUCUUAUUGUUGGUGCAUUUGCAAUCCCUGUUCCAAGGGAUAAUUAUCCUAAACCAGGAUGUGGACAGUACGGAUGUUCUCACAACAUCCACUUUAAUGGACAAGGUGUUGCUGGGGGUAUACACAGUGGUGUCAACGACAAUGGAUUUGAAGCCAGGUUUUUUCCAUUAGAUGGAGGAAACGCAGCCGCCGCUUCAGCAGCUGCAAGUGGUUUCAACGCUGCUGCCUCUGCCGCAGCCGCCUCAAACCGAGGAUUUAAUGGACAUCAAGGUGUAAUUGGCUUCAACAAUGAAUUUGAUGCUGGACUCAUCGGUGGAAACUCAGCUGCUGCCUCAGCAGCUGCAAGUGGUUUCAACGCUGCCGCUGCCGCUGCCGCCGCCGCCUCAAACCAAGCAAUUGGUGGACAACAUGGCGUACUUGGCUUCAAUAAUGGAUUUAAUGCCAGACUCAUCGAUGGAAACUCAGCUGCUGCCUCAGCAGCUGCAAGUGGUUUCAACGCUGCCGCUGCCGCUGCCGCUUCAAACCAAGCAAUUGGUGGACAACAUGGCGUAAUUGGCUUCAAUAAUGGAUUUAAUGCCAGACUCAUCGGUGGAAACUCAGCUGCUGCCUCAGCAGCUGCAAGUGGUUUCAACGCCGCCGCUGCCGCUGCCGCAGCCGCUUCAAAUCAAGCAGUUGGUGGACAACAUGGCGUAAUUGGCCUCAAUAAUGGAUAUAAUGCCGGACUCAUCGGUGGUAACUCAGCUGCUGCCUCAGCAGCUGCAAGUGGUUUCAACGCCGCCGCCGCUGCCGCCGCCGCCUCAAACCAAGCCGUUGGACAACAUGGUGUAAUUGGCCUCAAUAAUGGAUUUGAUGCUGGAUUCAAUGGCUUUAAUCCCAUCUUAAUCGGACAAAAUCCCGGAGCUGCUGCUGCCUCCGCCGCUGCCUCUGCCAGCCAACGUGGUGCCGCCUCCGCUGCUGCUGCUGCCUCUAGCGCCAACUUGAGAUCAGGAAUCGGAAUGGGAGGUCUCAUUGGAUCCCAACUCACAGGUCACUUUAAUGGCCCUGUAAUUCAGCCUUUCCAAGGUGUACCAUACCCUGUUACUCCCCUUAUCGGACAAAACCCUGGAGCUGCAGCUGCUGCCGCUGGUGUUGCUACUUCAAACGGUGCCGCUUCCGCGUCCGCUGGUGCAUCUGGAUCCCAAGGAUUUAUUGACGGUGGCAUUUUGCAAGGGAGAUCACCAAGAAUUAUCAACUCCAACAUUGUACCUGGCAGAAAGGUUUACUAAAGUAGGAGAAAUCUUUCAACGGACUGUGAUAGACAUACACAAGCAACUUUGGUGAUUGAGACUGUGUUUGUUGAAUUUAUCAUUAUUGUUUGAAUAAAUUAUUGUACAGUA